Staurois parvus is the source of this 338-nucleotide messenger RNA. The record is from the annotation of a GenBank genome assembly. NCBI's taxonomy places the organism in Eukaryota, Metazoa, Chordata, Amphibia, Anura, Ranidae.
CUAAUGGACUGCAGACAUAGUACAGGAGAUGACCAGAGACUGCGGACAGCACAGGGAUGACCAGAGAUUGCGGACAGUACAGGAGAUGACUGCUGACCUUUGGGGAGGGGGGGAGCGGGUACCUGAAUUUGACAGGUAUCCGCUCUUACUUCCGUGGAGUUGUUCUUUGAUCUUACCUGUUCCUCUAUCCAGCCACACGCUGUCUUCCCGGCUUCUGUAAUGUCAGCGCUCGGCAUGACAGCCGGGUGCCCAGUGCGCAUGAGCGAGAAGCACUUGCGCUUUGUGAUUGGUCCGGCGGCUUCUGGGAUCUGUCAUGUGUCCCAGGUACCGCCUUACCA